Cajanus cajan (pigeon pea) is the source of this 725-nucleotide messenger RNA. RefSeq names its product beta-carotene 3-hydroxylase, chloroplastic. The record is from RefSeq and is a predicted model, not a curated record. Lineage: Eukaryota; Viridiplantae; Streptophyta; Magnoliopsida; Fabales; Fabaceae. Gene Ontology annotation, biological process: carotene metabolic process; xanthophyll biosynthetic process. Gene Ontology annotation, molecular function: beta-carotene 3-hydroxylase activity. Gene Ontology annotation, cellular component: chloroplast.
CAGGUUUGCUUGCAGUUUGCUUCAACAAGGCAUGAAGCAGAUCUGUAUAACUACUCCAGUUUCGGACUCUGUAGCCACUGAUGUCAAACAGUAGUGGUGGAGAAGUGCCUUGGUCCGAAAUGUUUGGCACAUUUGCUCUAUCAGUGGGAGCUGCUGUGGGUAUGGAGUUUUGGGCUAGAUGGGCUCAUGAGGCUCUCUGGCAUGCUUCCUUGUGGCACAUGCAUGAGUCCCACCAUCGACCAAGAGAAGGACCCUUCGAGCUUAACGAUGUAUUCGCAAUAAUCAAUGUUGUCCCUGCCAUCGCUCUCCUUGCCUAUGGUUUCUUUCAUAAGGGAUUGGUCCCUGGCCUCUACUUCGGUGCGGAUCUCUAAAAGGGAAAGAUGACAGUGCAACAAAAUCAUCAAAGGGAAGGAAGGUUCAGUUUUCUAAAGAAGUUUAGCUUCUUUAUUCUAUUAGCUUCGUACUGGUUGUCAGUGGAGUAUGCAAGUACUAGAGCUUCUAUGUGAUGCGGUUCAUUUUUUGAGUGAUCUGAACCUUUUGUUCUCCUGUUGUAGAUCAUUUGACAAGGGACUGCAGUAUGCCAAAAAUAAUAGCAAGUAUACAAAUCCGCAGUCUACUAGACGUGUUCUUGAACCUCUUGCAAAAUGUGGUCUCACUGACAGUGAGGUUGUUCUGUCAUUACUUGCUUAAAAGGUUUAUGCUAUAGCUAUGCUUAUAAAAAAGGU